AUGUUCACCUCAAAUGCCCAGCUUCGGGAUCUUGAGAUCCAGAGGGACUCGGUUGUAGCCGAAAGAAAGGCCGUGGAAAGGCAAAGGUACUUCUCGGAGGAAGCCCUCGCCGCCGCCAGAGGCCACUGUGAAGAUCUGGAGGCUCAAAUCGCAGCCUCACACGGCGAGAACGUGAAGCUGACCCAGGAGGUUGAGGCUCUCCAAGAAGACUCAGAAACGAAGGUUUUAGGAAACCGGGCUUACUCCGAGAAAAUGGCCGCCCACCGAAAGCGGUUUGAGGAAGCAGAAAGCAAAUUGCCUUUUGUGGUGGAGCUGGCGAGAAAAAGGGCCACCGUCCAGCAGCUGAUGGAGAAGAAGGAAGAGCUGUUGGCUUCUCUUCAAGAAGGAGAAGAAGAGGCUACGGUUGGCCAAGUCCAGGAUGAAAUCUCUUGUCUGCAAAGUGAAAUGACGGUUUUGAAAGAGGCCGUUGGUGAGAAGGAGAACGCCGUUCGAGAUGAAAAAAGCAGACAGGCUACGCUUCAGAAAGAAAUUGAGCUGCAGCGCAAGAGAUCCGAAGCAGUUCUCAAACGGCUGCGUUGCCAAGUUAACAACCUGGAGUUGGAGAGAAGGCAGUGGCGUUUGAAAAUGCAACAUCUGGAAGGAGAAGCAGAAGAAUUACGAAAACGGUUGCAAGCCACCGAUGAGUAA
Messenger RNA from Notechis scutatus (mainland tiger snake), 687 nucleotides. Lineage: Eukaryota; Metazoa; Chordata; Lepidosauria; Squamata; Elapidae. The record is from RefSeq and is a predicted model, not a curated record.